CCUAGAUGGGUAGAAGCAUAUGUAGGGCAAUCUCCAUGAGUGAGUCAUAGUCUCAUAGGUUCAGGACUGGUUUAUUGCUAUCUCUUUGACCUCUGGAUAAAUUCCCAGACCCUAUACCCAGAAAGACAGUAGAAGGGUCUAGUAGCUGGAAACUAUGAACAAAGGAGAGAGCUACAGCCACAAAAAAAACAAAACAAAACAAAACAAAAAGUUUUCAUCCUGGGGAGCAGAGGAGUACUACUCCCUCUUCCGGUCCCACCUCACCCCAGGAAAUGGCUCUUACCAUGGUGACCACAUCCCCCUGUUGCCAUAGAAACACCUGGGAGGAAGAGGGUGGCAGGGAGAGCUGGGUCACAGUUUCCUAACUGCCUGCCCCAAAUGGGCCCUGUUUAUGCCUAUCUGGGGACUCCACCCCACUGGAUGCCCUGCGAGCAUGCAUCGAAGUAAUCAUUCCUCCAUUCCUCAAAUCGGGUGAUAACAGAGGCCAGCGGAGUAUCUGAAGAAUUCAAGAUGUCUGGACCUCUGGAACAGCUUCCUGGGCAGAUGGAGGACCCAGUCAUGCCCCAACCCUCCCAGUGGCCCCCUAUCCUGUGUGGACCCUGCAUUCCUAUCAUGUUGGCCCUGGCCUUGCUGGCUGCUAUCUUCCUCCUGGCCACCGCAGUCCUGGCUGAACGCCUGUUCCGCCGUUCUCUCAGAUCAGAUCCUGGUGUCCAGAGACCUAGCCUGGUCUGGCGUCCAGGUGGGGAGCUGUGGAUUGAGCCUGUGGGGACACCCCAUGAACGAUCUGAAGACUGGUAUGGUGCAAUAGCCCCUCUUCUGCACGCCCAGGUUACUGAAACCCCUAUUCCUAGGGGAACUUUAGAGGCACAAGCUACAGCACCUAUUCCAGAUUCUCCUCCCUGUCCCUCAGUUCUACCCUGGGCCCCUGAGUCUCCUGGUAGCACAUUCUGGAUGGCAAAUCCUUGGGAAGAAAGGCCACGGACUACUGGUCUAGUAGGUUGGUGUGAGCCACAGCCAGGGCCAGAACCCUUAACUUCGCCAUUUUAUGGCAGCCACAGGCCAGGGAGCCCUGAGCCUGAAUGGGGCCUACAACCACGGGUAACUCUGGAGCAGAUCUCAGCUUUCUGGAGAAGAGAGAACAGGGCCAGUGGAGGACCCUGA
Messenger RNA from Gracilinanus agilis (Agile Gracile Mouse Opossum), 1161 nucleotides. It is a transcript of the gene C1H16orf54, whose product is annotated as chromosome 1 C16orf54 homolog. The record is from RefSeq and is a predicted model, not a curated record. The transcript is spliced from 2 exons. Lineage: Eukaryota; Metazoa; Chordata; Mammalia; Didelphimorphia; Didelphidae. The coding region runs from base 511 to 1161 and encodes 216 amino acids.